Messenger RNA from Haliaeetus leucocephalus (bald eagle), 267 nucleotides. It is a transcript of the gene CUNH11orf97, whose product is annotated as chromosome unknown open reading frame, human C11orf97. NCBI's taxonomy places the organism in Eukaryota, Metazoa, Chordata, Aves, Accipitriformes, Accipitridae. The record is from RefSeq and is a predicted model, not a curated record. Bases 1 to 267 code for a protein of 88 amino acids. Gene Ontology annotation, cellular component: ciliary base. The transcript is spliced from 3 exons.
AUGGCGGAGGGCGGGCAGGGCGGGAAGAAAUUUGUGUAUGUUGAGCCACCUAGGAGAGUUAAAGACAUACUUGAAGAAGAGCUUUAUUUUCGGACAGAAGCAUGCCAUGUUAAACAUCCAGCUGCAGUGGCUCUGGAGGGAAUUUGGAGUUUGAAAAAGAAUUUCUCCAUUGGAAGCCUGAAACCAGUCUCACAGAACAGAAAUGGUUUACUUUUACAGCCUCAACUCUACUCAAGGCAUGCAGGAAUGAAAAGUAAGAGUCAAUAA